AUAUUCACUUUUGAUGUUGCCGAAACCCUAUCCGAAUGCCGUAUGGAGAUGAAUUUUACUUCACUCGAAAAGACACCUAGAUUACAUUCUUAUUGUUCCAAAGUAGAGAAUGGCAACUCAAAUCAACGUGAAAAUGAGAAGCUUGCCUCUUCGAAUAGGCCCAUUUCCGACCCUUUGCGAGAACAGACAGGCUUUACUAAUUCUCCUAUCCAAGAGGAUGCUUGCUCUGUAAUAUUCGAAGCUGCAAAGCACAGGGAGCGUCUGAAUAAAAUGCGAUUAGAAUUUAUAACUAACCAAUCUGAUUUUUUGUCCAGGCGAAUUAACUUAUUCGACGACUUGGCAGCCUUGAAGCCAACAUCUCUAGCCUUCUCCCUGGCUAGUAACAAACAGUCGCAAAACUCCACGCCACGCGAAAAUCAUUGUGUUUUAAGCCCACAUACUCCAUCACAUUCGUAUGCACCAUCAGAUACACACUUCUCAGCCGAUCCACUUGACUUUCAUGGUGAUCAACCUCAAAGAAACAGUACUAAAGUAUGCUUACAAAAGCCGAACUUUCAGUCUCACAGUAGCGUCUAUGAUCCUUAUAAAAAUGAAAUAUCCACAUCCGACCCUCAAAAGAUUUCCACGAUUCAGAUACGCCCUGUGGAAGAUAUUACUUUCGAGCCUCAGUUUGCGGAGCAGAUUCAUGUGCCUUCUUCUUCUGAAAUGGCUGCCGCCUACAAUUCUUCCUCCAUUUUACUUUCUCCUUCCUCUCCAUCCUCUGAUGAAGAUGUUGAAGGUCAGUACUAUGAUGCCGAGAGUGGAUUAAGUUAUAUUUCCAGACCACUUACAAAAGCAGACAAUCAAAUCAGUCACUCCUCUAACUUAAGUAAUCUUCAGAGCUUCGUAUUCUCGAAUGAGAAUUCUGCCAAUUUUGUUGAUCGCAGGUUUGAAUCGCACACAUUCCCUAAGGAUAUUUUCCAACGUCGCUUUAGAGGAAUUAUUCCAGUCAACGUUGCAGCCGACUCUGGUGGACUACCGGUUAUUUUUGAGCGCUCAGAGAGCCAAGCACCUUCUUCGCCCUCUGCUGGAGGUGAUGAAGAUAAUACAAUCACAGGCUAG
Molecule: messenger RNA, 1101 nt
Organism: Protopolystoma xenopodis
Lineage: Eukaryota; Metazoa; Platyhelminthes; Monogenea; Polystomatidea; Polystomatidae
Source: the annotation of a GenBank genome assembly